Messenger RNA from Xiphias gladius (swordfish), 1872 nucleotides. It is a transcript of the gene fam49al, whose product is annotated as family with sequence similarity 49 member A, like. Gene Ontology annotation, biological process: regulation of actin filament polymerization. Gene Ontology annotation, molecular function: small GTPase binding. The transcript is spliced from 10 exons. The record is from RefSeq and is a predicted model, not a curated record. Bases 306 to 1496 code for a protein of 396 amino acids. Lineage: Eukaryota; Metazoa; Chordata; Actinopteri; Istiophoriformes; Xiphiidae.
GAUCAAGAUUGCAUCAUUCGUUUCAUAAAGUGCUGGCAUCUGGCCUUUGGGUAAGAAGUAUAAAGUGCUUGUCAUAAAGUAUGUAAUGUAUAGACUGCUGUGCAUGAAGAGCAUUAGCAAAGAGUAGCCCAUACAUAGCAGGCUUUUAUUAGGUUACUAUAGUAAUGUAAAUGGAUUAAAACCGCUGCUCAGGUCUAGUGACUCCCAACGAGUGAGCUAAAUGAUUCACUACUGGAUCUAGGCCCCCCUCUAAUUGAAUACAGCAUACGCUGUGUAUUGGAUGCAAACUGUUAUCAGUGUCAUUUAUGAGCGGAAUGUCUGACUUUGCUCUGGACAUAUUGCUUAGACAGACGGCUGGAGGAGGAGAGGAAGAAGGGAUAAUUAGACAAGUGCAGAUGGGUAAAAAACUAAAACAGUCACAACCUGCUGUGUUCUCCAUGUGCAUGUUGUGUAUUUUCCUGCGGGUUGCCAGGUUCUGCGUACUGUAUGCAUUUUGUUGUUUCCUCCUGUCCAGGUCGCCAGCCAUGGGGAACCUCAUUAAGGUCCUUGGCAAGGAUUUAGAGAACUGUCCACAUUUUUUCCUGGACUUUGAAAAUGCCCAGCCCACGGAGGCAGAGACAGCCGUGUGGAACCAGGUCAGCGCUGUGCUGGAGGAGGCUCAUGGGAUCCUAGCCGAGCUGCAGUCCUAUAAUGGCGCGGGCCAGGAGAUACGAGAAGCCAUCCAGAACCCAGGUGACCUCGCUCUGCAGGAGAAGGCCUGGAACGCAGUCUGCCCUCUGGUGGCCAAGCUGAAGAGGUUCUACGAGUUCUCUCUCCGUCUGGAGAAUGCCCUGCGCAGCCUGCUGGAGGCGCUGACGAGCCCGCCGUACGCUCCCAUGCAGCAUCUGGAGAGAGAGCAGGCCCUGGCCAAACAGUUCGCUGAGAUCCUUCAUUUUACGCUCAGCUUUGAUGAACUAAAGAUGACAAACCCAGCCAUUCAGAAUGACUUCAGCUACUACAGGAGGACCAUAAGUAGGAACAGGCUGAACAACCAGCAGCUGGAAGCGGAGAACGAGGUCAACAAUGAGAUGGCCAAUCGGAUGUCCCUGUUCUACGCUGAAGCGACACCAAUGCUGAAGACUCUGAGCAAUGCCACCACCAAGUUUGUUUCUGAGAAUAAGACCUUGCCCAUAGAGGACACCACAGACUGUCUGAGCACCAUGGCCUGUGUGUGUCGUGUCAUGCUCGAGACUCCGGAGUACCGCUGCCGGUUCACCAACACAGACACCAUGCUGUUCUGCAUGAGGGUGAUGGUGGGCGUCAUCAUUCUCUAUGAUCACGUUCACCCUGUGGGAGCUUUCGCCAAGACCUCCAAAAUCGAUAUGAAGGGCUGCAUCAAGGUGCUGAAAGAGCAACCGUCCAACAGUGUGGAGGGACUUCUGAACGCACUGAGGUAUACAACACGGCAUCUAAAUGAUGACAGCACCUCCAAACAAAUCAGGGCCCUCCUGCAAUGAAGAAAAAGAGGAGAGCGGUGGAGAGAGGGAGGAAAGGAGGAGUGCACUUGAAGGAGGAGUAAAAAGAAGAAGAGGAGGAAACAAACGCCAGUGGCUGAUAAACCUGUUUGUUUACAAUGAACAAAGAAAAUCAUCUCCAGGUUAAGAGCAACCUGAUGAUAAUAUGAAGAGGAAAAUAAUUAUAUAUAUUGUCAGCUGUCCAUCAUUCUGUCUCUCAUUUUGUAAAGUAAGAAAAGAGAAAAAAGCCAGUAAAGAAAAUAUAGAUAUAUAUUAAAACAAGUGAAACACAAGCAGCAGAUGAAAAAUAGGUAGGAUGAAAGAGGAAGCUAUAUCGGAAAAUUUAGAGUCAGAACUAAAGCAAAGUGGAAAAAAAAAA